Molecule: messenger RNA, 1503 nt
Organism: Daldinia childiae
Lineage: Eukaryota; Fungi; Ascomycota; Sordariomycetes; Xylariales; Hypoxylaceae
Product: Protein flp
Exons: 2
Coding region: 1-1503 (500 amino acids)
Source: RefSeq, a predicted model, not a curated record
AUGGACGUUUUCCACUCCGAAGCUUUUUCUUCUAGUAUCAAGGAAUUGAUGGAUGAGCAUCACGUACCUGGUUUCUCUAUUGCAAUUGUUCACAACGGCAAAGUUGCUUCUGCUGGUUAUGGAUAUGCAGAUGUCGAAUCAUCGAAACCAUGUACAGCGGAUACGCUUUUUGACAUCGCGUCGUCUUCUAAAUCGCUUACUGCAGCAGCCGUCGCAUUACUCAUAGAUGACGAUGAAAAGUAUCCCGAGGUGCAGUAUGAAGCGAUCAUGUCACGCUUAUUACCGGAUGACUUCUUGAUGCCCAGUACCGAAUACACAGAGAGCGUUACUGUAGAGGACAUCUUGAGCCACAGAUCUGGCAUGCCCAGGCACGACGAUUCUUAUAUGGGUCCGCACGCAGCUCAUCCAGAUGAUGCACGAUCCGUGACCAGGAAUCUGCGGAAUUUGCCUGUGGCUGCCCCUCUGCGAGUAAAAUAUUUAUACUGUAACAUGAUGUAUACAGCAGCAGCAUAUUUAGUCGAGGCAAAGACUCAGCAAACUUUCUCCAGUUUUCUAGAAGAACGCUUCUUCCAGCCACUCGAUAUGAAAUCAACCAGCGUCCAGCCCGCAAGAGCUCGAGCAAAGGGGCUCGCAGACCGCAUGGCCACUGGAUACUGUUGGAAUGAGGAGAAGUCUACAUAUAAAGGGUUCCCGCCCCCGGAUUGUCCAGAGGGAGAGGGUGCUGGUUCGAUAAUCACCAGCGCGAACGACUUUAUUAAAUGGGCCAAAGCACUACUCUACCACGAAGGCCCUAUCAACAAGAAGGUAUAUGAAGGUCUCGUGCGGUUGCGCAGCCUAGCAAAUCCAGAUGCUCAAGAUUUAGAACCGUUUACAUCUCCAAUUAUAUACGCAGCUGGUAUAGAAGUAUAUUAUUACCGAGGAUAUACGGUUGUGGGUCACGAUGGGAUGAUCUCUGGGUUCACGAGCCUUUUUUUCUUCCUCCCCCAGCUAGGAUUUGGAGCUGUCAUGAUGGGAAAUGCGUUAGGGGCAGAACAUGUUGCUAAUGCUGUGCGCCGAAAGUUAUUCAGCGCAAUACUGAAGGUGCCGGAAGAAGAGCUUGCCAAGAAUGUUUCUUCGGAUAAAAAAGGAGACAAUAAGGAAGAUGAUGGUACUGAGGACAAGGAAAAGGAAGAUGACGAGGUACAGCCCCAGGUAACACCUCUAAGUGCUUAUGUGGGAAAGUACUGGAACCCAGGAUACCACACUAUUACGGUUCAAAUUAAAGACGAGAAGCUCUUCAUCGACGCUACCGACCGCUCUUUUAGAUCUACGAUUACUUUCGAUCACGUAUCAGAUCAGACAAAAUAUACCGCUCGCCUAUGUAGUAUAUAUGAAGAUGGCGACGAACUGCUCAAAGCCGAAUUCGUGUUUGGGGGUGGCCGAGCUAUUAGAUUGGGCAUAGAUUAUCAAGAUAUCUUGAACGAGUUGAUAUGGUUCGAGUUUAUGCCUGAGGAAAAGGCUUGA